This is a messenger RNA of Bactrocera neohumeralis, 648 nucleotides long. It is a transcript of the gene Nxt1, whose product is annotated as NTF2-related export protein. The transcript has 3 exons. Gene Ontology annotation, biological process: protein import into nucleus. NCBI's taxonomy places the organism in Eukaryota, Metazoa, Arthropoda, Insecta, Diptera, Tephritidae. The coding region runs from base 137 to 556 and encodes 139 amino acids. The record is from RefSeq and is a predicted model, not a curated record. Gene Ontology annotation, cellular component: nuclear pore central transport channel.
AUAAAACCGGCCAAAUAAACGUCAACAAGAACAACAAAUGUGUUUUGCAAACUAUAUUUCACAUUAAUUUGCAAUAUAUACGAAAAUUAAUUAAAAUUAGCUAAAGUAUUGUUAAUGAAAGUGUAAACAAACCGAAAUGGACAGUGAGCUGCGUAGCAAGGUGGAAUCAUGCUGCCGUACAGCCGAGGACUUCACGAAACUAUACUACACAUCCUUUGAUAAGCGACGCCAUCAAAUGGGUCGCAUGUAUCUUGAUAAUGGUUUACUUGUUUGGAAUGGUAAUGGAUCUAGUGGCAAAGAUAACAUACAAAAAUAUCUAAUUGAUUUACCUACUUCGGAACAUACAAUAACAAAUUUGGAUGCACAACCGAUUAUUGAUGAGGCCGUUGGCGGUCAGUUAACUUAUAUGAUACAAGCCGGUGGCACUGUGCGCUACGCUGAAGAAGUGGUGCGACCAUUCCAGCAGACGUUUAUCAUCACCGCACAGGAAGAUAAAUGGAAAAUUGCCAGCGAUUGCUAUAGACUGCAGGAUGGGCUAGCACGUAUAGAAAAUUAGCUUAAGUAAUACGAUCGAUGGUUAGAUAAUACAAACAGCAUAUUUUACACAACAAAACAUUAAAAAUUACAACACGAAAUGUUGGUCACUGA